Molecule: messenger RNA, 621 nt
Organism: Paraphaeosphaeria sporulosa
Lineage: Eukaryota; Fungi; Ascomycota; Dothideomycetes; Pleosporales; Didymosphaeriaceae
Exons: 3
Source: RefSeq, a predicted model, not a curated record
UUUUGGUUCAUGUUCGUUUCCAACUUUUGUCUCUCCGCUCUUUCAAUUACAAAUUUGGGUCUAAUCAGCUCGAUGGUGGGCUUCAUCCUUCACCAGAAAAACGAAAUCGUCACGUAUCAAGUGAACUGGCCAGAAGAAACUGUACAGCUCGUCACACAUCCGGCAAACUUAUGGACUGAUCAAGGCCAUAUGUCGAACGGUGUGGCUGGCUACGGAUUCUUCCUGGGCCUCAUCGCAAUGUAUGUGGCAUGUCGUCAAAGACACCGGGCGGGAAAGCCUCCUUCAAAGACUCUGGUCGCAGUGUUUGUCCUGCAGCUACUCUCGGUGCUCUUCACGCUCUCCGCCAUCAUCUUCGUCUUUAUCGUCACCAACGAGACGAAGCACCAGCACAUUCUGGAAUCGGUCGCGCGCUCAAAUGUUCCCUACCCCGAGCACUGGUGGACUCCCGAGAACUGGUACAAAGCUGUGCUGGAACUGCCGCUGGCUUCGGAGCAGCAUCGCAGUAGCAUCAGCUCAGCUGUCACGCAUAUGGUCGCCUGGAAGUGGAUCCUUAUCCCCAUCUUUUUACUCGAUGUAUUGACUUUUGUGAUUACGACGGUGGAGAUGAUCAGGCAGCGGAGG